AUGUUGAGGACAAAAGUGUUUGCAACUACUGUUGCUCGAAUAUCUGGGAUUCGCAGGUAUAUUCCCAUCAGAACUAUAAACACGGUGACGAAAAAGAAUAUUAGUAAGAUAGAAAAACUGUGUGAAGUCCUUGAAGUUAAUCCUGACGGAUAUAAAGGAAAGGAACGCAUACCGACUAAAGAACUAACUAAACUGCUAUAUACCACAAGCAGGAAUAUGUUGGUACGAGUACCAAUGACUGGAGACUUGAGCACAGGAAAUACAUUUGAAACAAGAAACGAAACUUUACAAAAAUUGGGUGAACAGCUCAUUCACUUGGAAAUUAAUAAGAUGCUUACAAUAACAUUUACGAAUUUCAAUCAGUUUAAUAUAAUGAACAAAAACUUCAAUUACAUUCAUAACUUAGAUCGAGCUCGAGUAGUGAACAUGGACUCGAUAAGCUGGCUUAUCAAGAAUUCGUUGAAAAUUAACCAAUUAGCUCAUUUGCGAAUACCUGCCAAUUUGCCGAAGGAAAUGGGAUUAACUUCCAGCUCUAAUGAUUUUCAGAACUUGAACGAUUGGAAAGUGAUCUUAUCCUUUAUUGGUUACCUGAAAUUACUCGAAAUUAAAAACGAUAACAAAAAAUUCAUUGAAUCAAUUAUAAAAACUAUAUGCAUACCUCUAAUUAAUUACCAUUUGCGUAAAUCAUAG
Messenger RNA from Saccharomyces cerevisiae S288C, 690 nucleotides. It is a transcript of the gene CBS1, whose product is annotated as Cbs1p. The coding region runs from base 1 to 690 and encodes 229 amino acids. Gene Ontology annotation, cellular component: mitochondrial inner membrane. The transcript has a single exon. NCBI's taxonomy places the organism in Eukaryota, Fungi, Ascomycota, Saccharomycetes, Saccharomycetales, Saccharomycetaceae. The record is from RefSeq and is marked reviewed.